Molecule: messenger RNA, 896 nt
Organism: Ostertagia ostertagi
Lineage: Eukaryota; Metazoa; Nematoda; Chromadorea; Rhabditida; Trichostrongylidae
Source: the annotation of a GenBank genome assembly
AUCCGGCCCCUCCAGAAGAGAAAGGUGAAACGCCAAAAGAGCCCGAAAAAGCAAUCGGAAUCAUCGAUGUGUUCAAGGAGCCGAUACUGCGAAGAAAUCUGCUGGUUCUCUGGAUGAUGUGGUUUGUGACUGGAAUGACUGCUUACCUUACUGAUCUCUGCGGUGGUGACAUGACGAAAAACUUCUGGAUUGGACAGUUCUUGUCGGGAAUUCUGCUCUCAGUCGUGAGAAUUAUUAUUGGAUUCGCUGAUGGUUUCUUGCCAUGGAUGGGUCGUCGCGUCGUGCUUCUCACCUCCCAGGGACUGGCUGUCGGAUUCUUCGCUUGUGUCAUCGCUUUCUUGUAUACUGGAUCGAAGGGCGAAUGGUACUACACCGCCGUCUAUUUGGCAGCAUUCGUGUUCACUUCAAUUGUCUGGGAGCCAUGCUACCUAUGUGCUUCGGAACUCAUGCCAACAGAUGUCCGCGCAACAAGUACCUGGAUUGUAGCGGCGAGUGCUCGUAGGCCUACGUUACGCCUGCUUCAUUGGACGUGUGGCCAACAUCAUGGCUUCAAUGCUGGAUUAGCGUUCUCAGGAGGAAACGCUCUAUUCGCCAAACCCUCUACUCAUACUCAGAGCGUUUUAUCCCGAUUCCAUAGUGGCUUGAAGACUGUCUACGAACCUGGUGUCCAUAUGAUUUCGAUGGCUUGUGGUGCUGCAAAUGUGCUUGUGGCGUUCAUUUGGCUACAAGAGACAAAGAACUGCAGUCUUGAUACCGCCGGCAGGAAAGCCGAAGUACCUGCCGAUGCCAAGGCUGACGCCAAAGAAAUGGAGACACUUUUACCGAAAGCAGGCGAUGCAGCGGCCACCGCAGAUGGCACUUCAACGUCAAAGGACGAUGGCGAGGCUAAGCACUAA